AUGGGUAUCACCUUUAGCUCCGUCACGUCCCCCUUGACGGCCGCGCCCAAGCCGGCGCCCAGCACCGACAUUUCGUUCGAGGACUACCUCGGUCUCUUGUCUGCUGCCUACGAGUGGGCCGACAGCUACGACUCCAAAGACUGGGACCGUCUCCGCCGCUGCAUUGCACCGACUCUCCGGAUCGAUUACCGCUCGUUCCUCAACAAACUCUGGGAGGCCAUGCCCGCCGAGGAAUUCAUUGCCAUGAUCUCCGACCCCAACGUGCUGGGCAACCCCCUCCUGCGCACCCAGCACUUCUUUGGCGCCUCCCGCUGGGAGCGCGUCUCCGACACCGAGGUCAUUGGCUACCACCAGCUCCGCGUCCCCCACCAAGUGUACACCGACGCCUCCCUCGCCACCGUCGCCGUCAAGGGCCACGCCCACUCGGCCAACACCCACUGGUACCGCAAGGUCGACGGCGUCUGGAAGUUUGCCGGCCUCGACCCGCAGAUCCGCUGGUUCGAGUACGACUUUGACAAGGUCUUUGCCACCGGCCGCGACCAGUUCGGUGCGGAGGAGGCGACGGCCGCUGACGAGAAGCCGACGGUGGCAGCAACAGCCUCUGCCAGCAAGUCGGCAAAUUCCGUGCCCAAGACACCGCUGGCCGCACAACGUGGAAUCUCUGUUGGGGCAUAA
This is a messenger RNA of Sporothrix brasiliensis 5110, 675 nucleotides long. RefSeq names its product scytalone dehydratase. The transcript is spliced from 3 exons. The record is from RefSeq and is a predicted model, not a curated record. Bases 1 to 675 code for a protein of 224 amino acids. NCBI's taxonomy places the organism in Eukaryota, Fungi, Ascomycota, Sordariomycetes, Ophiostomatales, Ophiostomataceae. Gene Ontology annotation, biological process: melanin metabolic process. Gene Ontology annotation, molecular function: scytalone dehydratase activity.